Molecule: messenger RNA, 669 nt
Organism: Helicoverpa armigera (cotton bollworm)
Lineage: Eukaryota; Metazoa; Arthropoda; Insecta; Lepidoptera; Noctuidae
Product: fatty acid synthase-like
Exons: 4
Coding region: 1-669 (222 amino acids)
Biological process (GO): fatty acid biosynthetic process
Molecular function (GO): fatty acid synthase activity
Source: RefSeq, a predicted model, not a curated record
AUGGCGUCGACUUCUGAUGAACCCAGUUCGAAGUCUGAGGAGUGCGCUGCAGCUACGACUCCGGACGACAGUAUUGUGAUAUCUGGCAUGUCUGCGCUCAUGCCUGGCUGUCGUGGUCUUGAUGAAUUCACGGAGAAGCUCUAUAACAUGGAAAACUUGGUGUCUGCCCCUGAGCCACGUUGGAAGUGCAACCACCCGGAGGCGGAGGCGCCGCGUCACGGCCUCAUCCCUGACAUCGAGCGCUUCGACGCGCAGUUCUUCAUGAUUCACUACCGACUUGCUAAUUCUACUGAUACUAUGUCUAGGAAGCUGCUUGAGCAAGCUUAUCAGGCGAUUAUUGAUGCAGGUGUGUCCCCAACUGAGCUAUCGGGAAAGCGUGUUGGUGUAUUCAUUGCAACUGGCAUCACUGAGUCAUGCAAAUUGUUCUUUUCAACUCGCCCGCGUGGUUUUGGACUCAUGGGUGGAAGUAGAUCGAUGGCCGCGAACCGCAUCUCGUACUGGUUGAACGCGAAGGGUCCGUCGUACACACUGGACGCGUCCUGCUCCGGCUCGCUCGUGGCGCUCGAGAUGGCAACUGACGCUAUCCGACACGGGCACUGCGACGCAGCAAUCGUCAGCGGCGCGCGACUCAUGCUGCAUCCCACUAACUUAAUACAUUACAGAAGGUAA